Messenger RNA from Heterotrigona itama, 107 nucleotides. NCBI's taxonomy places the organism in Eukaryota, Metazoa, Arthropoda, Insecta, Hymenoptera, Apidae. The record is from the annotation of a GenBank genome assembly.
GAGCAGUAAUUACAAUUAUUGCAAGAUUUAUUCACUCAUUUUCAUUAUUUUCAGGAUUAUUAAUGAAUAAAAAAUGGUUAAACUUGAAUUCUUUUUAUAUUUGUAUG